Molecule: messenger RNA, 1483 nt
Organism: Erinaceus europaeus (western European hedgehog)
Lineage: Eukaryota; Metazoa; Chordata; Mammalia; Eulipotyphla; Erinaceidae
Product: serpin A12
Exons: 5
Coding region: 16-1467 (483 amino acids)
Biological process (GO): negative regulation of endopeptidase activity
Molecular function (GO): serine-type endopeptidase inhibitor activity
Source: RefSeq, a predicted model, not a curated record
CCUACUUCGGGGAGCAUGGCCCGUGGGCGUGGCGUCACGGCGCUGCCAGGAGGAGCCUGGGCCCGGGCUGGCCAGUGCUGCCCCUGCUCUGUGCACGCUGCCUGCUCCAGCUGCCGGCUCCGUCGGUGUCCCCUGCAAGCCUGCAGGAGCCCAUGGGGCAGUGAGCAGACAGGCAGGAGUGUGGGUCCCGGCUGCUGCCCAGGCUCGAGCACGACAGUCGGCAUGACCAUGACUUCCCUGCUGGGGCUGGGGCUGAGGCUGGGCCUGCUCCUGGCCGGCCUGGUCCCCCUGCAAGGCCUCCUGGAACCCGGCUUGGCACCCUGGCACCCCGGGGUGCUUCGGGAGAGGAAGGCGGCCCAGGAGCUGGCCCGGAGGAACACGGCCUUCGGCCUGAAGCUCUUCCGGAAGCUGGUGGCCCACGACUCGGGCGGCAACGUGUUCUUCUCCCCGUUCAGCAUCUCCAUGGCCUUCGCCAUGCUCUCGCUGGGCGCGCAGGACUCCACGCUGGCCGAGAUCCGGGAGGGCUUCCUGUUCGGGGGCCUGUCCGACAGGGCCCUGCACGAGGGCUUCAGCCACUUGCUACGGCAGCUGGAGCAGAGCGGCCCCGACCUCAGCCUGGCCCUGCAGAACGCCCUCUUCAUCGACCACAAGCUGCGGCCACAGCCCCAGUUCCUGACAGACGCCAAGAGGCUGUACGGGGCAGACACGGUCCCUGCCGACUUCCACAACAUGGAGGCCACUGCGAGGCAGGUCAACGACUACGUCAGCCAGAAGACACAUGGGAAGAUCACGGACCUGGUGAGGAGCGUCGCCCCCGGCACCGUCAUGCUGCUGGUCAACUGCAUCUUCCUCCAAGCCAAGUGGAAACACGAGUUUGACCCCAAGGAGACGAGACAGGAGGACUUCUUCCUGAGCACAAACCGGUCGGUGAAGGUGGAGAUGAUGUCACGCAGGGGCGAGUACCAAGUCGGGCACAACGACCAGCUCUCCUGCUCAGUCCUGGAGAUGCCCUACGAAGGCGACGUCACAGUCACCUUCAUCCUCCCAGAUGAGGGCAAGAUGGAGCAGGUGGAGAGGGCCAUGGGGCUGGACGCUUGGGAUGGACUGAUGGUUUCGUGCGUGAAGAGGGUUGUGGAUGUCUUCGUCCCCAAGUUCACCAUCACCGGCAGCUACGACCUCAAGAGGACCCUCUCCUACAUGGGUGUCAGCAAGAUCUUCGAGGAGCAAGGAGAACUCACUGGAAUCUCUCCCCACCGCAGCCUGAAAGUGGGCAAAGCAGUGCACAAGGCUAAGUUGAAGAUGGACGAGCGCGGAGUGGAGGUGGCGGCAGGCACAGGGGCCCAGACGCUGCCCAUGGAGACGCCCGUGACCUACAAGCUGAACAGGCCCUUCCUGAUGAUACUGUCAGAUAAGACCAUGCAGUCUGUGCUCUUCCUGGGCAAGCUCGCUAACCUCAGUGGGAAAUAAAGGGCCUCACCUGUGA